AUGUCGGAUGCCUUCCCAGCAGAUCUCCUACAGCCAAAGCUGCUGCAGCAUACCCUGCAGCAGCAGCCCCCCCGACAGCAGCAGCACACCCUUCAGGAGCUGCCCCCCAACUGCCGCAGCAGCAGCCCCAACAAGAACAGCAGCAGCCCCCCAAACAAGAACAGGAGCAGCAACGCAACUGCAGCAGCAGCAACCCCCACGACACCCCCCCAACUGCAGCAGCAGCAGCCCCCCCAACUGCAGCAGCAGCCCCCCCAACUGCAGCAGCAGCCCCCCCAACUGCAGCAGCUGCAGCCCCCCCAACUGCAGCAGCAGCAGCCCCCCCAACUGCAGCAGCAGCCCCCCCAACUGCAGCAGCAGCCCCGCCAACUGUAGUAGCAGCCCCGCCAACUGCAGCAGCUGCAGCCCCCCCAACUGCAGCAGCAGCCCCCCCAACUGCAGCAGCAGCCCCCCCAACUGCAGCAGCUGCAGCCCCCCCAACUGCAGCAGCAGCCCCCCCAACUGCAGCAGCAGCCCCCCCAACUGCAGCAGCUGCAGCCCCCCCAACUGCAGCAGCAGCAGCCCCCCCAACUGCAGCAGCUGCAGCCCCCCCAACUGCAGCAGCAGCCCCGCCAACUGCAGCAGCUGCAGCCCCCCCAACUGCAGCAGCAGCCCCCCCAACUGCAGCAGCAGCCCCCCCAACUGCAGCAGCAGCCCCCCCAACUGCAGCAGCUGCAGCCCCACCAACUGCAGCAGCAGCCCCCCCAACUGCAGCAGCAGCCCCCCCAACUGCAGCAGCUGCAGCCCCCCCAACUGCAGCAGCUGCAGCCCCCCCAACUGCAGCAGCAGCAGCCCCCCCAACUGCAGCAGCAGCCCCCCCAACUGCAGCAGCUGCAGCCCCCCCAACUGCAGCAGCAGCCCCGCCUGCAGCAGCAGCCCACCCAACUGCAGCAGCAGCCCACCCAACUGCAGCAGCAGCAGCCCACCCAACUGCAGCUGCAGCCCCCCCAACUGCAGCAGCAGCAGCCCCGCCUGCAGCAGCAGCCCCCCCAACUGCAGCAGCAG
Messenger RNA from Gadus chalcogrammus (walleye pollock), 1044 nucleotides. RefSeq lists its product as uncharacterized. The transcript is spliced from 4 exons. The annotation marks the transcript as partial. Lineage: Eukaryota; Metazoa; Chordata; Actinopteri; Gadiformes; Gadidae. The record is from RefSeq and is a predicted model, not a curated record.